GAAGCUUCCUCGAGACCUCAACAUAUACUUUGUCUUCGUCCGAAUCUGUCUUCCCCUGUUUUUUACACUCUGUUUUUUUUUUAUUCUCUCUCUCCGACACGUUUCCAAGUUUAGAGGAUAGACUCAGAACAAUUCUAUGACUCACAUUUUUUUCUUUUACUUUUCGUCGCUAUGUCUAAAUAUUUUAUUUUGGUAUCAAUGUUAAGUGCUAUGUCUAAAUAUAGAUAUAACAAAACAUACUGUUUCACUUGAAUUAACUGUUUCUUCAUCGUUACGAUUCUAACACACCACUUUGGUUGCUCUGUUUUUAGCUAAAACAAAACCAACUUUUUUGUUCUUUUCCCUUUCAAAAGAGAAAGGUUUUGAUUUCUAUUUCAUUACCUUGGAUCGAUCUUUUUCUCUAAGAUCCAAAUCAGAGAUGGGUCUUUGUGUUUGCAAUCGUUGACAGAUAAGUCAAUUGGCUUUAAUGGCCUCGUUACGACCUAGCUUCGGAUGUGUCCUUAGAGAUCGCAACCAACGGCACAGCGAAGACGAUUUCGUUUUCAAGAAGAAUCUGAAAGCUCUAGUGAAAACUGCUCCUCCGGAGAUCUCCGACGAGGGUUCCCAGAACAGAGUCAAUUCUUUGAUCGGGAACAAGCGGAAAAAGAACAACAACUGUCGUCUUGGAUCGCCGGAGAAACCACGUUCGAGGAAAGGGAAUAACUUUACAGACAGUCCUGGAGGUGCUUCUUCUCUUGUGCAGAUAUGGGAGGCAAGGCUGAACCGAUCUAAUGGUCGAUCAACAGAGAGCACCAGCUCAGAAGCGAGCGUUCAAGAAAUCCACAUUCCGGAUCCACCCAUCGACGGCGACUCUGAGUCGGAGAACGAGUCGAAGAGUCCUGGUCAGACGUUGGAGAUUGAAUCUGGGACUCCGAAUAGUACGGUUUCUGAUUCCGGUGAGAGCAAAUGGGGCCGUGUCGGUGAAAUGGUACGGAGAUUGAGUAACGAACAGAAGCGAACUCCCCGAGAUAAUGUCGGUGCCGUCGAAACGCCGAAGACGACGGAGCAAAGAAGUUUUCCGGUGGUUACUUGUUCGCCACGAAUCCGAGGACGGCAAGCGUUGUCAGACUUGCUUGUGCAUAUGGUACGAGAACGCCACCGCGAAUUGGAAUCGCUUCUUGGACGCAACGCGGUUUCUAGGUUUUCUCAGCGCGGUCGCCUCCAGUCAAUGUUGCGGCUAAGGAGUCUCAAACGCGGUCUAGCGAUUCAAGAUCGUCAUCGCGGUAGCACGAAAGGUGAUUUGUAUCGAGUCCAACCUUGUUCUAAAAUUCUUCAUCUAAGAGAAAAAUUCCGGGAAAAUGCAGCAAACGCCUCCUCUGAAGCCGAACGAAUGAAGUGUCAACAACAAUCCAUCGUAGAAACAGAGAGAUUGCGAUCAAGAGAAAUCAGUGUUAUCCCAGAUACUCCUUCCACAGAGCGUUCAAGCCCUCAAAACCGCAACACAGAGGAAGCAAUCUUACGCAAGAACGAAACUGAAGUUUUGAAAAGAAAUUCUAAUAGCACUAGCCCUAUGAUCACAAGCGUAACUGAUUAUCAAGAACCGCAGAUACUAGGCAACGAGGUAACAGACAAGGUUGAAAGCGGUAAGCAUGGAACUCAAGAAGAGACACCGUUCCUUGAGAGACAAGAAACCUCGUUCCAAAACAGAUGGGAAGAGCAAGAAGAGUAUGAGGAUGAGCAGUCUUAUUACGGAGACAUGAGCAAUGACUGGUUUACAGAAAUAUCUCGGCCUCGGACUUAUUGGGAAGAUCUGAGGAAAUCUCGGUAUCUGGAAGUGAUGAACACUAGAUCUGACAAAGACGAUAUAUGUAGACUUCUCGAGAGAGGAACUGUUUCGGGUUUCCUCCAGAGCGGAUUACAAGAGAAGAUCGAUAAGCUUAUAAUGUCCCGUGUUCAGACACAUCCAGCUCAGCGGAUUGAAGAAGCUGAUAAAGAAGAAGAGAAAGAUGAAGACAGAGAUGACUUAAGCCAAUCGUCGUCGCAGAUAUUUGCACCGUCUCCGGCAGGAUCAUGGAGUUCUCAGGACAUAGGAGUUACUCCAACACCUAUUCACACCUAUGCACAAUCUUCAGCGCCUUCAACACCUAUGCACAAUCUUCAUUCCAAUGAGAUGGAGAUUAUAAGCGAAUUGAGAUCAAGCAUUUUACAGCUCCAACAAGAAAUGUCUGAGUUACGAGACUCUGUCAAAACGUGUUUGGACGUAAACGCCGGACUUCAAAAGUCAGUUCACCUUGAAAAUCCCCUGAAACGCAAAUGCUGCGUUUGUAACGAAACCCAAAUUGAAACACUUCUAUACAGAUGCGGGCACAUGUGUACAUGCAUGAGAUGCGCAAACGAACUAAAAUACAAUGGCGGGAAAUGUCCAAUUUGUUGUGCCAUGAUUCUAGACGUCGUUCGCGUUUUCGUUGAUUCAAGAACCUGAAAAUUACUAAAACCAAACGGUGCAACACGAUAACGAUACAUACCUAUGAUACGUUUUUUCUUCUUCUAACUCAUCUGUUUGCUUUCACGUUUGACCGGAGCGCGUUUGCGUUUUGGAUCUACGUCCGAGAUUCAUAUAUAUAUGUUUUUUUAUAUGUGAAUUACUAACCAAACUCUUUUUUUUUGUUGUUGGCGUUGAAGUUUUCAUCUUGUAAAGAUAAUAUCUACAUAUACCUCCUUUCACUUUCCUAGCAUCAAGUUGGAACAGGAUUUGUAGAAUGUACGAGGUUUUAGUACUUGGCGUUUAUUUUAUAUUU
Camelina sativa (false flax) is the source of this 2777-nucleotide messenger RNA. RefSeq lists its product as uncharacterized. Lineage: Eukaryota; Viridiplantae; Streptophyta; Magnoliopsida; Brassicales; Brassicaceae. The record is from RefSeq and is a predicted model, not a curated record.